AUGCCCUCUACAGUGUCAACCGUUGUGGUAGGUUUAUGCCUGCUCAUAGUCCUACCAAGCAUCUCCCACGUGACACAGAAAUCUCAGCAAGGCACGACAAGAGCUCCUUCCUCUGGCAACGCAGGUCAGCAAAACAUCCAGGCCAAUGGGGGAUCCUCAGGGGGGACGUCACAGACUGGGGGAUCCUCAGGGGGGACGUCACAGACUGGGGGUUCCUUAGGUAUGGGUCCAAUGGCAAUGCUCAAUUUUGGCAACAACGGGAAUAACUUUGAUCCGAGUCACAGUGGCCCUUCACCGAAUCAAGGCAGCGGAGGGCCGGCCAAUCCCAACAAUGCGAAUCCCUUUGAUCCUAGCCGCAUGGGUCCUCCUCCGAAUCAAGGAGGUGGGGGUCCUGCCAACCCCAACAACGUGGACCCAUCCAACCCUCUACACCAUUUGACCGCAUCUACUAAAAGGCCGACCCCUGCACCCACCAUUACCACUACAACCACGACCAUCACAACCACUGUGUCGUCCACGCCGCCGUUUCCCUUCACUUUUCCGCCAAUACUCCCCUUCAGCAGCAGUUUUCCACCAAUAGCCCCAAGCCUUAGACCGUCGGCCGGUGCAUCCUCCACACGAGCCCCAGUUACUUCACACCCCCCUACGAUGGCCACAAGUGGCCCAACGUCAUAUCCACUACCACCAGCAGCAGCAUCGACUCUAAAAGUCACGUCAGCCCCAGGCUCAUUUGCUUCGUUACCUAACUCUGGGUUGACUGCCCAGACUCCACCUUUCGGAUUUGCCUCAUCGUCUACGAACAGCCCUUCAUCCCGACAAACGGCACCGGUGACGACGGUCACCCCAAUCACUACCACUACCAUCACCACCUCCACCAGUAGCGUCCCAAGCACAACCAGUGUCAAGGUAUCCACCGCAAAAAUUGCUAAUUCAGUAGCCUCUUUAGCGUCAACAACCCUAGGCGCCCUUUUGAUUUCUAGCACUUCUUCUACAACUGGUGGUGUGCCAUUCCUAUGUCCGGGGCUCUUUAACUGUGCCCUCACUUGUACAGCAGGGUAUAUCAACGACAACCAGGGUUGCCCACUAUGCCUCUGCGCUCAAGUACCAACUAAUAUUCCUUGAAUUUUUUUUCGAACUUUUUAAAAUCGAUUGCCAAAGAUUAAACGUUCUAAAGUUUUUCGUUCUCCUAGUUCUUUUGAAGUUAAAAUAAAACUCAGUGUUUAAAUGAAUUUGGCAAAAUUAAAGUUUGAAGAAACAAUG
This is a messenger RNA of Aplysia californica (California sea hare), 1260 nucleotides long. Its product is annotated as mucin-5AC-like. The record is from RefSeq and is a predicted model, not a curated record. Gene Ontology annotation, molecular function: serine-type endopeptidase inhibitor activity. NCBI's taxonomy places the organism in Eukaryota, Metazoa, Mollusca, Gastropoda, Aplysiida, Aplysiidae. The transcript has 2 exons. Bases 1 to 1122 code for a protein of 373 amino acids.